Messenger RNA from Papaver somniferum (opium poppy), 462 nucleotides. Its product is annotated as N66 matrix protein-like. Bases 1 to 462 code for a protein of 153 amino acids. The transcript has a single exon. The record is from RefSeq and is a predicted model, not a curated record. Lineage: Eukaryota; Viridiplantae; Streptophyta; Magnoliopsida; Ranunculales; Papaveraceae.
AUGAAUGAGGGGAAUGAGAACGAUGGUGUUGCUGAUAAUGGCAUGAAUGAAGGGAAUGUCAGUGAUGGGGCUAUUGAUAAUGGGACUGAGGAGGGUAAUGUAAAUGUUGGUGUUGCUAAUAAUGGUGUUAAUGUGAAUGUUGGUGUUGCUAAUAAUGGCGUUAAUGAGGGGAUUGAUGGGAAUAUGAAUGUUGGUGCUGUUGAUAAUGGUGUUAAUGACAAUGAGAAUUAUGGAAGUGCUGCUAACGGUAUGAAUGAUCUCAAUGGGAAUGAUGGUGGCUAUGAGGUGAAUAAUGAGAAAAAAGGUACUGAUGGUGAUAAUAGAGAUAGAAAUGAGGAUUAUGUAAACACAACAGCAGAAAAUAAUGAAGUUGGAAAUUGUGGUGAUAAGUUAACAGAUAAAGACAUGCUUGAUCCAGGUAAUUGGGAAACAAUUGAUAAAAAACUUGUUGAUUUUUUAUGA